GAGAUGUCGGCGGUGGACGGGGCGGAGCCCUUGGGCCCUCCUAGCAGCUUUACGAAGCGGCUGCUGGUGACUGGGGGCGCUGGUUUCAUGUAGGUAAUGGUGCCGCUCGCCGAACUUUGGCUUCCCGGAAACCUCGACCUUUUACUGUGGCUCUGCUUGCUCUUGGCAAUUUGGGACCAGUUUGGUGGGGUUCUGAUAUGGGGAGGUUCCUGAUCAACGAUUACGAUCAUCUUACCGUCUCCCCUUCCCCGGCGUGCUAAGACGUGGUUCAAACUGCGACUUCUUUAAAACGCCUUGCUCCCAAAGCGUAAAUGAUGUGGCACUGUCGGCCCUGCUGUCUGGCCCGAGAUGUUUACCACCAGUCACUCCUCCAGGUGCGCACACAUCACAGUGACUUUCCCACCCCCUGCCUUCCACUCUCUAGACCCCCCUUCCCCCCUCCACACAAUACACAGGCCUUGUGCGUAUAGAAGCACAAAAAUGAUUACCGUAGGCACAUUAAUUUAUUCAGCAAACUUUUUAAAAUUCUCUGUUGGUAUCUGGAUCCGUACUAGAGAGCCUGUUUGCUCUCACAUCUACAUUCAAUCAGCAAGUCUUUCCCUGCUUUCAAAGUGUAUCCUUAAGAUUACAGCUUCACACCACUCUUCCUUUUCUACCCUAGUCCAUAUCAGCACAGUUGUCUUUUACCUAGACUACUUCAGGAGCUUCCUGAUUGGAUAUACUACUUUAACUCUUGUUCCCUUAAAGUCUCUUCCUCACAGAACUCUGUGUGUUUUAAAUAAAUCAGAUGCUCAUUAGCGGGUAGGAUUUUACUCCAGUGGUUCUUUUUAGACCUAGAAUAGAAUCCAGACUCCUUUCCAUGCCUAGAAGACUACUAAGUGCCCUAGUGCCUGCUAUUUUUCCAACUUGAUCUCCUGUCAUUCUACCCCUUGCUUUUGUCUACCUGCCACACUUACCCUCUUUCAGUUCCAGGAGCCUCACAUCAGGCUUAUUCUUUAUGUCUUGAGGCCUUUACACUUGCUUCCUCUUUGCUUUAGCCUGCUCAUCUGUGUUUGCAUCACCCAGUUUGGGUUUUUACUCACAUAUCAACAAAGAGGCUUUACCUGACCACCUAUCUAAAAUAGCCUGUCUUCCAAAUAGCCUUUUUGUUUCUUUGUGUUUUUUGUGUUUUUUUUUGUAACAUUUAUCACUACCGGAAAUUGUUUUGUGUAUGUUUCCUGCGGUCCUGCUCUAGAAUAUAAAUUCGAUAAGGGCAGAGACUAGUUCUCUCCACCUGGAAGAAUAUAGAUCGUCAGUAAUUGAUGAAUGGAUGGAUGUUAGAGUAACAAUAGUAAACUCCUACCACCAAGGAACUCAAAAUUCCAGCUGAAAAGGAGGGACCAUUGAGUUGUUUUUUAUCGUCCAUUAGCACAUUAAAUCGUUUAUUCUAAUCACUUGGGGGAGGGUUCCAGGCAGCCAGGUUCUUAUAAUGAGAAGAGAAUCCUGGGCCUGAAAGGGUGGUACUUGUGUGGGAGUGCUGGUCCAGGAAGGGUGGGCCCUAGAAAAUGCUGUGAAAGAACUGCUAAGUACAAACUCUGAGUUCAUAAUUUGUUCAAGGGCUGGUCUUAUGCCUGGGUGUCCAGUGUUUUAGGUGUGCAUGAUAAAAUCUGGUGAAUCAUCUCACUGAGAUAUGCCUCUGUUUCCAUCUUAGGGUCCUUUGAAACCCAGGUGCAACUAUGGCUAGCCAACUCAGAAUGGUUUUCAGCUGUUACUAGCCUUGGAAACCUGGGUUCAGUCUAGGGUCGUCCCUGAGGGUUCCAAAUUAUGUCACCAAAUUUUCAUACUAGCAGAUAGCAAUUUCAGUAGAGCUUCUGUGAACAUAGCAACUGUGUUCAUACUGAUUUAAUUUUUACAUAAUUGCGCCUUUGGUGCCUGAAAAGACACAUUUUAGUUUCAGUAAAGUUGCACUGAUGACCACCCAUUGUAUAUUUUUUUAUCCUGGUUUAUCCUCACACUCAAAGCAUGUAUGGACAGCAUCCUUUGGUUAAAUUAACUUUUUCUUAUUCUUAGAUCCAGUAAAUUCUCUCUUCUCUACAGACCAAAGUGCAUCACAUGUGAUUGUCUCUUUAGUAGAAGAUUACCCCAACUAUAUGAUCAUAAAUCUAGACAAGCUGGAUUAUUGUGCAAGUUUAAAGAAUCUUGAAACCAUUUCUAACAAACAAAACUACAAAUUUAUACAGGGUGAUAUAUGUGAUUCUCAUUUUGUGAAACUGCUUUUUGAAAAAGAGAAAAUAGACAUAGUGCUACAUUUUGCUGCACAAACACAUGUAGAUCUUUCCUUUGUGCGAGCCUUUGAGUUUACAUAUGUUAAUGUUUAUGGCACUCAUGUUUUGGUAAGUGCUGCUCAUGAAGCCGGAGUGGAGAAAUUUAUUUAUGUCAGCACUGAUGAAGUGUAUGGAGGAAGUCUUGAUAAGGAAUUUGAUGAAUCUUCACCCAAACAACCUACAAAUCCUUAUGCAUCAUCUAAAGCAGCUGCUGAAUGUUUUGUACAGUCUUAUUGGGAACGAUAUAGGUUUCCCGUUGUCAUCACAAGAAGCAGUAAUGUUUAUGGACCGCAUCAAUAUCCAGAAAAGGUUAUUCCUAAAUUUAUAUCUUUACUACAGCACAACAGGAAAUGCUGCAUCCAUGGAUCAGGGCUUCAAACAAGAAAUUUUCUUUAUGCUACUGAUGUAGUAGAAGCAUUUCUCACUGUCCUCAAAAAGGGAAAACCAGGUGAAAUUUAUAACAUUGGAACCAAUUUUGAAAUGUCGGUUGUACAGCUUGCCAAAGAACUAAUACAACUGAUCAAAGAGACCAAUUCAGAGUCUGAAAUGGAAAACUGGGUAGACUAUGUUAAUGAUAGACCUACCAAUGAUAUGAGAUAUCCAAUGACAUCAGAAAAAAUACAUGGCUUAGGAUGGAGACCUAAAGUGCCUUGGAAAGAAGGGAUUAAAAAAACAAUUGAAUGGUACAGAGAAAAUUUUCACAAUUGGAAGAAUGCAGAAAAGGCACUAGAACCCUUUCCAGUACAACCACCAUUUGUAUAGUUAGGACAGUUUUUGGAGAAAGAAGAAAAUUAUCCUACCUCGAGAAAUGAUAUGAAAUCACAUGACCAAAUGGAGUGUUCACUUCUCAUUUGGAAUUAGGUUCAUGUUUUGUACAAAAUUCAAAUGCAAAAUACUUCAGUCUUCGGAAGAGUUUCAGUAUGGGCACAGGAUUUAAAUGUUGAAAUUCUUUCAGGAACCCUUUAUCCUGUAAAUUAGGAUCCAGUAGGCAUAGAAAGACUCCUCCCUAGGAGUGGGCUAAAAGGGAAGAGUCUCCUGGUUCUGAGAGCAGAUCGGUAAUAAUGGCACAGGGGAGAGGGCAGCCUUUGCUGGCGUUAAACUUGAUGAGCUUCCAAACCUUUCCCACUGUCUAGAAAUUCUCUGAAGUUUUAAUUUUUAGGCAAGAUACGAUGUGUCGUGGGCUGUAAUUCAUCUUUUUUUUUUAAAGGUCUGAUGUGCUAUAAUUGCUUUUAAAAUGGAGCAAAAUGGAAGUGUAUCUAGCACUUUUUAACUUUUGAUAUUUUUGCAAAAUUAAGUUAAAUGUUUUUAAAAGAAGAAUGUAAAGUUUUUAUAUUUUCAAAAUCAGUUAUUGAGCUACAUGUAAGUAACCUUGUAUCAAAAAUUUUAUCAUGUAAUUUACUGUUUAAAAUGAAUUUAUUUCCAAAAUUGUCAUUAUUUUAAUGUAUUUAAUAUAGAAUGUGGCUUUUUUUAAGUAAUGUAUAUUUUCAUUUAUUUUGCUGUAGAAAAAUAAUAUAUAUUUUUAUUCCUCUUUGUCCUAAAGAUUUUAAGGAAGUCUGAUGUUGUCCUAAUCCCUGAUCCUUUGUAUGUGGCAGUGACCUUGUUUCUUCCUUCUGAAAGCCUUUAGGGUAUCCUCUUCAUAUGCCAGUAUUCUUAAAUUUAAUGAUGCUUCACCUUUGUAUAGAUUUUUCUCAUUCACUGUGCUGCUGGGCAUUUAAUGGGUCACUUUACUCGAGACAAUUUGUCUGGGAAAUUAUAUUUUUUCCUUGAAAUGUAUCCCCUUUUGUUUUUUCUUUUCUUUCUUUUUGGAAUCCCUGUUAGUUGGAUAUUGGGUCUCCCGUAUUGAACGUUUUAGAGUUUUAUUUUUUAAUCCUAUUUCUUUAUUUCAGUUCUACUUUUUCUGGGAUUUUCUUUAUUUUAAAUACCAACUAUUAAAUUUAAUUUCCAUGA
This is a messenger RNA of Choloepus didactylus (southern two-toed sloth), 4250 nucleotides long. RefSeq names its product TDP-glucose 4,6-dehydratase (gene TGDS). Gene Ontology annotation, biological process: nucleotide-sugar metabolic process. Bases 2130 to 3065 code for a protein of 311 amino acids. The record is from RefSeq and is a predicted model, not a curated record. Gene Ontology annotation, molecular function: dTDP-glucose 4,6-dehydratase activity. The transcript is spliced from 12 exons. NCBI's taxonomy places the organism in Eukaryota, Metazoa, Chordata, Mammalia, Pilosa, Megalonychidae.